AUGGCUCGACAUACUCCUCGUAGGGCUCCUAGUGUCGUCGAGGCCGGCCACGGCGCAUUCCCCGCCAAUCUCGUGUUGAAUCGCCUUCUCUUCUCAACGGCACCUCAUCCUCACCCACCAUCUCCCACUCCGUCAAACGACAAAGACCCUGUCCAUUCUGUCCAAUCUACCACCGACUUGAAAAAUGGAUCGAUUCGACCUGCUUCUCUCAUAUUUGAUGAGCAUGCUCCACCUGCCACUGAGCCCUCAUCCGAGUAUGAUGGUUGGGUAGCCCGAUACCAUGAUACCCCAGAUCAUCGCCUUGUCGGCAACCUGGUCGAUGAAUUUGGUGGUGAACAGGAUGAUUCCGAUGCAGCAUCGGAUGCUCCUAGUCCUCAGGGAACAUAUCGAACACCCAACGUUCGCAUCACCAAAGAUUUCUUACGGCCAAUGAAAUUGAAGCUUAGUCGAGAGGACGGCUACAUUCGAAAAGAGGUCAAGAUCAGUGACCUUAUUAGGCACUUUGAAUUGCUUCCUCAUGAUUACAAUCUACGCCGUCACAGUCUCUACAGGGAGGCGUCUAUCAAGUGGAUCGAUGGUGUUGGCUUGUUUCCAAGUGAAAUCCGAGCACGACGAAUGGAGAUCAGUGUUCCGAAAGCAGUGGUGCGACAUUCGGGGACUCGAUUGGUCUGGCGUGUUGUGUAUGCCUGUAACGGUGCUUGUGAGACAGACUUAGACAACUCAGCUCGCCAUAAUGUACCUACCCUUGGAGCUCAAGAGACUUUAGAUUCACAACUUUUCUCCUUUGCCAAACGUGCUGCCAAAAAUUUCAACCCUGCGUCGAAGAACCCUACGUCAAAGGUUCAGGUCCCCGUUCGUACUCAGCCACAACCAUUGUCUCCUCAUGUCCCCAAGCUGGAACGUCUUCGCUCUUCAAAACGCCGCUCAGAAAGAUUGGAGAAGCGAGGACAGAUCGAAGGUGGUGGGCGUCGUCAGACACCAACGCACGGACUUGUAUCAGGAAAACGCGCACCAGUACGUGCGCCGAGUUGGGCUGACGGGAGCUCCAAUAAGACAGACACCGACAGUCGGAGUUACGUAGACAACAGCAGUGACCAUGCUAGCAUUCAAUCUCACUCGGAGGUCCUCCAUCGACAAAAUGGACACAGAGAGUUGGUCAAGAACUCUAGACAUCAAGUUGACCUCAAGGAUGACAACAACAAGAACAAGUCUGAUAAUUACAAAGAAACCAUGGCAAGACGUGAUGGCAAAAGAGUCAAAUAUGACAGUGUCAACAGCCAGGAGGAAGACGGUGAGGAGGAAGACGGUGAGGAGGAAGACGGUGAGGAGGAAGACGGUGAGGAGGAAGAUGGCGAGGAGGAAGACGGUGAGGAGGAAGAUGGCGAGGAGGAAGACGGUGAGGAGGAAAACCGCGAGGAGGAAGACGGUCAGGAGGAAGACCGCGAGGGAGAGGACGUUCAAGGUGAAGAUGGUGAGGAGGAAGAAGCCGGUCACAAGGAGUAUCUCGAAGAGGCCGAUAGUGAAGAUGAUUAUAGCGAGGAUGACUAUAGUGAUGAAGAAUUCUCCGGCGAUGAACAGGAGCCAGGGGAUAUCAGUGACAAGGCGCCUGAGGGCAGCCCAAAACGUUAUAAGUCUCACUUCUGUGGGACCUUUAUAGUGGUGGAGAUGACGGCCGCUCAGUGCGAAAAGCAGCGCUGUACCAUAAUUGAAAAAGACCUUGAAUCACAUCCGCCCGUCCGGUCCACGUCCGAGUUGAGGAUUUCUCCCUACAUGCGUCGGCUUCUUCAUGAGGCUGCUCUAGGUUUUGGUAUGACUGUUGGUCGUCUACAAGCAUGGUAUGCAAAAGACAUAAUGUCUAAUGACACUCAUGCACUUUGGCUUUCUCAACAAUGUCCUCAUCGUCUGCCCAAAGCUUCCGACUAUAGAACCGCGGUUUCAACUGCCACUGCUGUGUCUCGAUUGGAUCGUAGUCCUCUGGCAGCAAUGGAGAUCAUCUAUAAACAACACCCACAAUCCUUCCUUGCUGCCCACUUCCCUAACCUUCUGGAGGAGACUCCCGGUAAGCGCGUGGACCCAAGCACACGGUUCGAGUGUGUCAUUGCUCCUCGUUAUGCUCAGAUGUGUGCCAUCUUGCAAGUAGGUCAAAUGGGAAUGUAUCUGGACUCUUCUUGGAGGAACAAGAACGCAUUUCGAUGUCCAUUGACCUUCUUGGUUACCAUCAAUGAAUAUCAUCGAAUGAUACCUCUUGCGGCAAUGGUCUCCAACCAUAAUGACGUACAAGCAUAUCGGUUUCUUCUGGCAGAGUUCAAGAAGGCUGUUCGACAAACAGCAGGUGAUUAUCUACUUGGAAAAUUCGAGAUAAAAAUCGAUGGCGUGUCCCAGGACAUAUUGCAAAAGGCCUGCUUGAUAGUGUCUGAAGAUGGUCUCAUUCCCCGAUUUGUCAUGAUCGAUGGCUGUGACGCUGAACGACUGGCUAUCGAAUUCGAAUUUCCUGGUGUGCCGCUACGAGCCUAUCUAAGGUUCGGAGGAUUCUGGGGACCAACUUUCGGGCUGCAAUCCAUACAAACACAAUCCUGGAAGCUAUACAAGCAUGUCAACGAUGUCCAGAGAAGGAAGAUUGGAACGAAUACUAUGGGAUUCUUGAAGAUACCUCAGGUCACUCGAGAUGGACCUUGGUCUACAAAUAACUACUCAGAAGCAGCGUUUCGGACGUUUGAUCGUGUCUUCCUCAAUUGUCGUGCCAACAAACGGCGACCAAGUCGGAGAGGCAAGGAAGGACGGGCAGUCUGUACCUGUGGCUACGGGAAACACAGUGGUAAACGAUGUGGCCACUUGUGGGCAAUGGUCAUGUACGAGCUUUGUGGCCCAAUUGGAGAAUUUGAAGCAAAUCAUGCUUUGAUCGAGGAUAUCAUUCUUGGGACUAUGUCGAAUGGUCCAACUCAAACUGUGUCCUCCACCAACCAGAACAAGGAUGAUCCAUUCUACAAUGAUCGGAACGAUUAUAAGGAGUACUGGGGUCGAGAUGUCAUUAGAUCGGUCAAAUGGUCGCAUAUUGAUAUCAAUCCGGGCUACACACCUCAGCAGUCUAUUCAUACAUCUCAAGACAUUUCAAAGCCAGUAACUCAGCCCAUUGUAAACUCUCCCUACGUUCAAACUUCACUUUCUGACCCUAUCAACACCACAACCACAACUAAACCCCUGGUUAUUCCUCGUCGUCACUCCCUCACUUCCGCCGACCAACCACCCCCAGGAGUAAGAGGUGUAACUCUGCAUCACCACCUGAUCGGUGUUGGAGAGUCCCCAGGUCGCCACAUUAAAGAAUUGACACAUCCAGUACAACAGCAAAAGCGAAAGCGCAGAGAAAUUGAGAAGGUGGAGGGUGUACCAGUGUCCAACCAAGAAGCAAAGCGCAUUCGAUCAAACCAACUGCCAGUAGCAUUCAAGUCAGGCAAGCACACUCCAGAUGACCACCUCCCCUCCACAGCACCUCCGUCCCAGGGUUACAGUCAUCAUCAACAGCCCACUUCUCCAAUUGGUCGAAGAUACUCAAGGAUCAGAGACAAGGUGAAUGACUAUUCAUCGGCCGUUGACGAUCAUAAUUCUGAUCCUUCGACCUGGUCUCAUUCCCUUCCGGGGCGUCCUGCUGCGAUUCGGCCUUUGCAACCUUAUCGACAUGCCAUACCUUCGGCUCAGAAGAGCAAACUUCGUAUGCCUAGAAAAGUCGUCACCCACUUGGACUCUAUCAAACCUACUGGAGUAAGAAAUACUGGCAUCGAUUGCUAUGCAAUAGCUCUGUUCCAGGUGCUUCUGCGUCUGGUAUCUUGGUCUGCGGAAUUGGAGCGCUUCAGACUGGCAGUUCCACCUCUGGCUGAUCCAGUCUUCAGCCUCUUAUUCGAGUUCCGCAUGGCCGUAGAGACCCAUCUCUCCACAUCUUUCCCACAAUUAAGGACCAUCCUUGCGGGACAUUUUGUCGUUUCAUCUGCAACACAAAUGAUGGACCCAGACGAAGUCCUGCGACAGCUAAACACAUACCUUGAUGGUAUUUCGUCCACAAACCUUUUUUCAAGAUUGUUUGAGAUGGUGAUCAUGUCUGUUGGAGUCUGUCCCGUGUGUCAAGCACCGUCCACGGGUCCGACUGAACCCUCAGUUGCGGUUCAUAAUUCCCUCUUUCUUCAUCCUUGGAGUCCACAAGGAAAGCAGAAACCAUUCGACCAGAUGUUAAAGGAAUCGUAUCAAACAUCAACAAAGGCAAAUUAUCAGUGCAAGAAUAUUGUUUGCUCUGCGCGCUAUGCGCCACAGGGGCAAGGAUUCAAUGUCACUCCUUCAACCUUCUUCACGCAAACUCCUGUGGUACUCCGCCUGAAUAUCGUCUGGAACUCUGAGACUAGCCCGGAGGGAUUAAAAUCGUCUACUGUUCAAACAGUCCCAAGAAAUAAUGUGGAACAGAAGGUCCAUAUUGGCGAUCCGUUCCACAUCCCAUUGGAUUUAGUGCUGCCUGAAGGUGUGAAUGUGAACACCAUUCAGAUUAAGUACCAGUUGCGUGGGAUUGUGUGCCGACACGGAGAGGCCGUUGAGGUGGGUCACUACGUCGCAAUCACUCGAGGUGAGGAAGAUACCUGGUGGAUCCUUGACGAUGACAAAGUCACCCUAGCCUCAAAUCCCUCCGCCGCUGCUUUUCAAGAUGCAAGAUAUCCUGUCAUACUGUUCUAUGAGUCGACACAUCAUGAACUUUCUACCUCUACUUCAACUAAUAUGCCUCGCCCUGAACAGCUAAAUCCUCAACCACAACCAGUUGCGAGCACGUCAUCAGGCAUCUCCAAGAGGAACGAAGCCACCGGCCCGCCUCCUGUACCAGUGGGUAGGACACCAUCUAAUCCCCCACCCAUAGCCAGUCCUGCACAUGACCGUCUUCUGCAGCAGCGGCGCUCUUCCCAUUCAACGGCGGGACAGGGCCUCAGUCUAGCUUCUUCAUCAUCCUCCGAAAUACACACUAGAGCAGACAUGGUGGAACCAAAGUAUAGCCGAGAGGCAUCAGACACUCGGCGUAUAACUCCUGUGCCUCUAUCAAAGUCUUCCACGAUUCCACAGUCACAGCCUCCGAUGGUGAAAGCCUCCAUCACACAGAGUCAAUUGCCUUCAAGCUUUUCAACACAACCCUCUGCCAGCAGAAUCAAUGAGGUUGCUGGUCUCACAAUCAAUCCAACUAGACAUACGACAUAUCCUUCUCAUACAAUCGGUCAUGACAGCAACCAGCCCAAACAUAACAUGGGGAAUGUGCGGAACAUGGGAGCCGCAAAUAUCAGUCUCAAUCGAGCAUCUUCAGUAGUCGGCCCCGCCACAGUCAACCCUCAGGUGUGGAUUGCAGACAAUCUCAGUUCAGGGAAGGAAGCAGCGUCGCAACAGCAUCUACCCACGCAUCUUACAAGUCACUCAAUAGACAUAGAAGCCUCAAAAGACUCAAUCUACCACAAUCCACACCCUGUGCCUUUCAAUGACACUGAAGAUCCAUUUCGAUGGUUGCAACUCGACGAAGAGAAGGAUAUGUUUGAUGAUGUUCUUCCUUCAGAUAUGCCAAGUCCGCCAACUGCCGCGCUACAUAUCAACCAUCCUACGCAUACGUCUGCAGUUUCCACCACUACAAGUCAACAAGAGCCUUCUGCUUCAGUUCCGUCUGUUAUCAACAACAUCUCUACAUCCUUGAAAGCACCUGUGGAAGCGGGAUCAAGCCGCCAUGUUAUCACAUCCGUCACCGAGGAGCUCUCUGGCAUACAAGAAUUACCACCUAAUUCUCCCAUCGACUUCCCUCUCCCUUCACCCAAGAGUCCCCUGAUGGCAGUUAUAGAUCCGGAAGAUAUGAAAUCAGUGCCAUUUGAUAGCCUCAAGGAUGUGAGAGAUCAAGAAAACGCAGCACUGAGGCGAUAUUACAAACUCAUUUGGGUUGGAGAUCUGGAUGGGAAGACUUCACCAAUGGCGAAUUUCAUCACCAUGUCAGAUCCAAGGCAAUUUGCCCCAGCGCCAAUCCCCUUCACUGAUCGAUUUUUCAACAGACUGCUGUCCCGUAUGGCAAACCAAGGAGAUCAGCCUGGCUUGGUCACACGGAACGGGGAGGGAACGAUUGUGACAGGUGUUCCUCAUGUAACGGUGACUCAAGACGGCGUGAGACGUCUCAAAAACCGAACCAGCUGGUGGAAUGAUCAUCUCAUCGACUCUCUAUGCCUUCAGGCACUAGCGCGGACAAAUCGACAAUCACCUCCCGUUGGCGGUAGGUGCCGUGUUGCUUACCUGUUCUCUGCUAUUGAGGAGGUGCGUGGAGUGAAGCCUGCUGGGAAGAAACCAUGGAGGAUACUGGGGAAGGACUCCUCAUGGCGAGACUACAUUACCGUUGGAGUGGUCAGCGUCCAGAGGAACACCCACUUUGCUGCUUUGGCCAUCUUUGGCCCGGCCCGCCUAGUGAUCGUAUACGACUCUGCUGGUGGCACUUUUGAUGACAGAAUCAUGAAAGAGAAAUGGACAACAUUGCUGAAGCAACGACUGACCUUUGAAUAUCAUGCUGGUAUGGUGACUGCCGAACAGAACGAGAAUUGGAUAUUUGCGCCCAAUACACCUAGAAUGCGAGAUCACUUGCAUUGGGUGACUCAAACUGAUGGACAUAAUUGUGGUCCGCUUGCAACGGCCGCUAUCUUCUCAAUCAUUCAAGGUAUACGACCUGAUACUGCUCACCUUGGAUUGGUAACUACUACGUACACACCUGCGUGUGCAGUCGUCCUACGGGACUCUUUCACUUAUUUCUUGCUUAGCGAAGUGGCAUUGUCAAUGACGGAUGAGGAGAGACAAGGGGAGCACCUUCUUCGCGAUAAGCUCCUGAUGGAUGAAAUGCAACAGUGGGGGCAGAAUCGAUUGACAUUUCAGCUUACUCAAUGGAUAAGAUAUUGGCGUCAUUUCGUCAAUCAGAAAAAGUAG
Molecule: messenger RNA, 6960 nt
Organism: Tremella mesenterica DSM 1558
Lineage: Eukaryota; Fungi; Basidiomycota; Tremellomycetes; Tremellales; Tremellaceae
Exons: 15
Coding region: 1-6960 (2319 amino acids)
Biological process (GO): protein deubiquitination
Molecular function (GO): cysteine-type deubiquitinase activity
Source: RefSeq, a predicted model, not a curated record